UUAGCUUUUUAAUCAAUUUGUACAAAAAUGAAUCAACCGUUUGUGGUUUAAACAUCCUUUUUAGCUUCAUUAUCAUCGCUGACUCUGGAUAAACGCGCUUGUUUUCCGCGUUUUGCUCUAAAUUUGAGCGUUUCAGUGCGAUUUGUUCCAAAAUGAUGUGCAAAUGUCUCCGCAUCAACUGACACGACUCACCUGAGAUCACCUGCAAACGUGGACAUGUUUCUGACAUGUUUCUGCUUCUAAAACCCAGGGAAACAUCUUAAACUGACCUGAAAAUCCAUCUGGCAUCAGUAGCCGUCGCUGCAUCCUCCUGUUCUGCUGUAAACUGGAUUAAUUUGGGAUUUUAUCAAGUUUUAAACAUGGAAUAUGAAGAUAAAGCCAGGUUUGCUGCAGAGCGACUUCUGGGAUACACCAAAGACCCAUCCGGGUGGAAAGUGUGCAAAAAAUCAAACGACGUGGUUGUGUCUUGGCGUCCCUCGCAGGAGUAUCCCGGGAAUGUAUACAAAGGGGAGGCGCUGGUGAACGGCGGCCUCCUAAAAGUCUGGGAGUGUCUCAAACCCAUCCCCAACGGACUGAGGGUCAAAUGGGACAGCAACGUCAAGAAGUUUGAGCUCCUGCAGCAGAUCACAGAGGACGUAUCCGUGUGUCGUACUGUCACGCCCUCCGCCGCCAUGGGCAUCAUCUCCCCACGGGACUUUGUCGAUGUCAUUGUUGUUAAAAAGUACGAAGACGGCACCGUUUCAUCCAAUGCCACCAACGUGCUCCACUCGUCGUGCCCUCCACAGCCGGGCUUCAUCAGGGGCUUCAACCACCCGUGUGGAUGUGUCUGCGUCCCCGCGCCCGGCGAGCCCAACAAGACGCAGGUGUUCACCGUGUUCCAGACGGACUUGGGCGGGCUGCUCCCUCGCUCCGUGGUCGAGUCGUUCUUCCCCUCCAGCAUGGUCGAGUUCUAUUCGCACUUAACCAAAGCCGUCAAGUCGCUCAAAGACUUCUGACGGGGGCCCGGAGGUGAGCGCGGGAGAGCGUGGAGGGCCCUUCAGACUGUUAACGGCGCGCUCCCGUCGCCGUGUAACCACUGUCCUACGUGUUCCCGUGUAAAAACGUACGUUAGUUUACGAUACGCCCUCACGAUAUUACAGGACGUGGACAGUAUCGACGUGUAAACCGCAGACUGUGUAAAGAAGUGGACUGAGUCAGUGUGACGCUAGCCGGAAAGAACUCGCCUGAUUGGUCGGUUUAUUUAUGUUCAUAUCUUGAUUUCCGAACAAAAUAGCAAACAAACAACCCCAGGAUCAUGUAGAGCGGGUUAAUACGAACAUUUUAAGCACAUAUUAACGAGCCCGACAGCAGCAAUUACAGUUUUUAAGUCGUUUUUCCAGUCUGUGUUUGGCGCGCGGCAGCUAGCAUGUUAGCUCUGUCCAUUUGUAUAUACAGUCUAUGGCGUAAACUAGUGUCCAGUAGCGGUGGGCAAUAUGGCUAAGUGUAAUUUGACCCCGCGAUGACCCGCUAAUGUGUCGGCUUGGCUUCAGUUUCUUGCUUAUAGGCGC
This is a messenger RNA of Periophthalmus magnuspinnatus, 1547 nucleotides long. It is a transcript of the gene stard5, whose product is annotated as StAR-related lipid transfer (START) domain containing 5. The transcript has 6 exons. Lineage: Eukaryota; Metazoa; Chordata; Actinopteri; Gobiiformes; Gobiidae. Gene Ontology annotation, molecular function: lipid binding. The record is from RefSeq and is a predicted model, not a curated record. The coding region runs from base 360 to 995 and encodes 211 amino acids.